This is a messenger RNA of Rattus norvegicus (Norway rat), 4713 nucleotides long. The record is from RefSeq and is a predicted model, not a curated record. Lineage: Eukaryota; Metazoa; Chordata; Mammalia; Rodentia; Muridae.
UUUUUUAAUGUACUGAUUUUUAUGGCAACAAUGUUUGUGCUUCUUGGCUGCUUAGAAGGUAAAAUGGCCGCCCACUGUCUGUGGCCUUUGAUGAAGCAUUAGGUUGAGGUGUUCUGCAUCUCCCUCAGGUUAUUCUCCCGUGUCUCUCUUCCACUCUCCGUUCACCUUCUUGGCUCCAUUUUCUUCAGCUCCUUUCACUUAUUGUUGCUCUGUCUCUAACCACUCUGCUUUUGUCUCCACACUCGGAACUCAGAAGCACUUUAUUCCUUUUACCUCCAAGAAGCUGAUUCAAAAUGUUCGUGACCUUGACAGUUAAGACGACUGAGUUUCUUCUCUUUAGUGGCGAUUGUCUUCUGGGGUCCGACAUCAUUUGAGAGAGGGAUUGAUUCCUACUGACUGGAAGGUCUGUUGGUUCAGAAUCUACAGCACUCUGACUCCUGUUCCCUGACUCGUAGUUUCUGACAUAAACAGCAGGGCCCGAAAAAGGGUUAACGUGAACUGGAUAAAUAAAUAAUUCAUGGCGAGAGAUAGAAUAUCCAAGGGCAUUUAUUCAUCAGCUAAUCAACAUGAUCACUGUCUGAGUGAAAAAUAAAAUUAGGACCAGAAGACUGUCUAAAUACAAUCAGAAAAAAAUGAUCUUGAGAGGCUUCGAGGGGUGUUUGUCUAAAGCUGGAGCGGCCUGGAAAUUUCUCUCGCUGGAUACAGAGUGUGUUAGGGGGUGUACCAGCCAAGCUAAUGAUAAGUUUUAAAUGACGGAAGAGUUAGUAUGGAUGGCAGUAAGAUGGGCUGUGCAAACAGAGUUCUUCCAUUUUUAGAGCCCUUAUUAAAUAAAAAUAAUAAUAAACAAAACCCAAACAACUAGAUAGCAAAGUCAAAAGCAAAAAAAAAAAAAGCACAUAUUUAUUUAAAAGUUAAGUAAUAGCAUAUUUCCACAAACCACAAGACCCAAAUAAUAGUGGUGAACCAUUAACAGCCACAAAUCUUGUCUGCUGUAGACAUGUUUGUGGACGACAGAACAGCCCCCCAGGCACGUUCUGAGAGAUGCCCCUCUAUCACUUGAAGAUUCUUCCUCCCUACAAAGCAACUUCCUGGCUUCUCUCGGCUCAGAGGAGACAGUGGUAUAUCUGACUGGUAGAUUUGGGAAGAAUAAACUGGGUGUGCUUGUCUUACAGUCCCUGUCCUUCCCAGGAGUGAGUUACAAAUAGGCUCACUCUCUACCCUUCCACAGACCGGACGGCCCUAUACUAGGAGGAGGCGCUACAUGGAGGUUUGAGGAUGAAGCCUGUUCGUGCUGGAACUCUGGGCCAGCAAGCAAGCUUCUUUAACAGAUCAAAGCCAAAGCCCCCCGAUUCUUAAAAGUCUCUCAGUAGCAAAGGUAAAAUUUUGGCUUUGUUUCCCCUCUUUUAUUUCGCCAACUGUUUAGAGUCUAAGUCGGAAAGAAAGCACCUUUACUGACACUGUAAAACAGACCUAAAGAGGAAAUGCUUCAGAGACGGCGGAUUUCGUUCUUGCUCUUUCGUUUAAGAGCACCGUUUGCGUGGGUCACAGUGUGGUGCGCUGGUGGAGAGCCCUGCUGGCACCGUUCAAGUUCCAACAUCAGCUUCUUUACUUCUGUGUUGCGCUACACAUUCAACCCCUGAGAUCUAUUUCCCAUCCAAAAGUACGGGAAUGUUAAUUCUUACCUCUUACAGAUACUGUGAGUAGCGAAAUAAUAAAAAUACAACAGGAAAUAUCCACGUCGUUCAAUGUAUUGUGCCUUCUACAAGCACGCCGCGCCUGCUUUUAGUGUAUGACUUGCCAUAACAGAGUUCUCUGAGGCAAAAACUGUCUGAUUGUAAGAACCGCGCAGCUCCGGGCGUGGAAUAGAGUCUAAUGCUUGUUUGCUGUGUGGGUGGAUGAAACAGGAGGUGAGGUUGAAAGCCCAAGGCAGGAGCCCUGUUCUUCAGUGAAGCAGAGUCCUUUACUAAGAGAAAAGGUAUCGCUUCAGUUUUCUUCACAGUUUAUCAGAAAGCUAGAAAGUGCGUUUUAUAAUUAUUGGCAAAUGUAUUUUGUCUAAAUGUGCUUGGAAAAUAUAUACAUUUUUUUAAAAAAGUCUGUUAUUCAAUCAUGAAUCUUUGCUGCCCUCUAGUGGAAUAAAAACACAAAGCAGGCUGCUGGCCAGAUGUGGAUAUGAUCUAAAUACACACAAUUACCAAAGAAUAAAUAAAAAAUGUAAAAGUCAUUUCUGAAAAAUCAAAACAGCUUUUCCUCGUAAGUGUGUUCCAAGCAGUUGCUCUCAUACCUUUUUCAGGUUUUUCUUUUCCAACAUUUGCAUUAGUGCCUCAGACAAGGAUUCGUUUAUUUGCAUGCAGAAUCUAGUUCUGAGGGAUAAUCUGCUUCACUGUCUAAAUUUUGCAUCAGUUAUAUGCAAUUUUGAAAUAAGCAACACGAAAGUCGGAAAACAGUUGCAGUGGAGGAUGUCCGUGGGUUCCCUUCUCACGUAGACCUGCACAGUUAAUCCUGCGCUCUAACUUCAGAUUACGUCCCAAUUGUAGGUCACUCAGAGGCCCACAGUGGGGUCUCAAAGAAUCCUCAAUUCAAUCCAAACAGUUUUCUGAGUCCUGAGGGGCUUCGAAACUCAGGGAAGCAAAGGUUGGUUGGAAUGUAACAACAUAGAAAGGCAGUCUUUACGAGUAAAAAGGAAAACUCCGUGGUCCAGGUACUGCUGCAUCUGUCAGAAAGCCGCUGUACUGAUACCACUCGAAAGACUGCUGCGAGGGAAGGUUACCGGUGCAAUGGCUUCCUAGAGUAGGCAGAAAGCGUGUGGGUUCUGGAAAGGUGGGUAGCGUGUUCAAUAAAAAAAAUAAAGGCAUCUUUGGAGGAGUCAGAGAUAGAAAACUGGAUUAGAAAAGUACAGCAUCAACUUCAGGGAAAGGUCUAACCUGGGAACUGCUGCCGUGGUGGAUACAUUCAGGAAAGCAAUGGAAGUACGUCCUAGUUAGAACCAGGUGAGGAGGACCAUUAAGACAAAGCAGACUUUGUCAGCUUUGAAAAGUUGUUGAGGAUUUGUAAGGGAUCACAAUGAUUUUAGAGAAAAAAUUAUAAUCCAUAAGGUUAAGUUGAAAGCUAAAGGGGUUGGUUAGAGGGGCCGUGAUACCCCCCACCCCCGGACUUGAGAACCGGAACUUUCGCGAUUGGGAAAGACAGAGGUUAUCUCAGGAGGAGAAACUAUUUCUCCCAACAGCUGUCUGAUGCCUAAAGUGAAUGAGUCUGGAGAGGGAGUGUGAGAGGAUGGACAGGUCUCCGAGGGGUCGAGUCUAAGCAUCUAAGAGCACAUGGGAGCCAGAGAAACAGAUCACAGGGUUGGAGAAGCCUCAACAUACUAUUGACACACAUGCUUAAAAGACAAGGCCAUUCUACUGUCUGCUACUACAUAGAAAUUUCACAUGUAUCAACUAGAUAAGGAAACAGAGGGGAGAGCGAAAAUGUGUAACUCCACAGUUCAUCAUAUUUAUAUUCCUUUUUAGAAUGUGCGAUCUAUGAGGUUUAAGAGCUAUUUCCUGUAUGAUGGAGGUCGUCUGACACGAAGCAAGUGUGCGAGCACGGAUCUUAAAUUUAAAUCAAUUUUGACUGAACCGUGUUAGAACUCAUCUCCCAAGAACAGAGGUGAUUAAUUGAAACAUCACCUUUGGUGGCCUACGCCCUCUGUCUCCCUCCGUAUGUCACUGUGUGUGAAGGACUGAGAUGCAGUAUCAGAAAUAGGAGGAGUAGCUAAAUAACUCCAGGCGAUGGCGUUGCACUCUUCUUCCCACGGAGACUGGCCGUACGGUUCGUUACCUCUUGACCAACAGGGUCCCAUUUGUCCUGCUCCUCUGAAGAUAGCAACCACAGUGAAAAACAAAAACACCCUUGUGCUUGUAGGAGAUCCUCCUGGCAUACGUGAUUCAGAAUUCAAACAAAAUAUGCUUUUUAAGUGCACAGGAACAUUCCUGAGACACAACAUGCUUGGCUAUAAAACAAGCAUCAACAAGUUUUUUUUGUUUGUUUGUUUGUUUGUUUGUUUGUUUGUUUUUGGAGCUGGGGACCGAACCCAGGGCCUCGCACUUGCUAGGCAAGCGCUCUACCACUGAGCUAAAUCCCCAACCCCGCAUCAGCAAGUUUUAAAGGGUUAGGUCCCACCAAGGACGCACUGAACACAUUUGGUUAUGAACUCUAGAAAUGUCCUAUAAAGAAAUCACCCGCUUCUUGCUGGGUGCUGGCUGCUUGCUGUUGAAAUGGGCAAGUUUAUGAAACCCGGGAAAGUGGUGCUGGUCCUGGCUGGACGCUACUCCGGAUACAAAGCCGUCAUCGUGAAGAACAUUGAUGAUGGCACCUCCGACCGCCCUUACAGCCAUGUCCUGGUGGCUGGAAUUGACUGCUAUCCCAGAAAAGUGACAGCUGCCAUGGGCAAGAAGAUGGCCAAGCGAUCCAAGAUCAAGUCCUUUGUGAAAGUUUAUAACUACAGCCACCUCAUGCCCACAAGGUACUCUGUGGAUAUCCCCUUGGACAAAACUGUUGUCAACAAGGAUGUGUUCAGAGACCCAGCACUGAAACGCAAGGCCAGGCGGGAGGCCAAGGUCAAGUUUGAGGAGCGAUACAAGACAGGGAAGAACAAAUGGUUUUUCCAGAAGCUUCGCUUUUAGAUGUAUUUUUGUUUUCGUCAUUAAAAAAUUUAAAAAUUAAAAAAAAAAGAAA